This is a messenger RNA of Lytechinus variegatus (green sea urchin), 804 nucleotides long. Its product is annotated as calmodulin-like. Gene Ontology annotation, molecular function: enzyme regulator activity; calcium ion binding. The record is from RefSeq and is a predicted model, not a curated record. Lineage: Eukaryota; Metazoa; Echinodermata; Echinoidea; Temnopleuroida; Toxopneustidae. Bases 211 to 660 code for a protein of 149 amino acids. The transcript is spliced from 6 exons.
AAAAAAGUGUCUUUUAGAGAGAGAGCGCAUGCACCAGACGCAAGACUAAUCGAAGCGGACGUAAUUUGUUGCUUUGGAUUGGCGAGGAGAGAAAGGGCUCAUAUUAUCACAAUCAACCAUUCACAUAGCUUUCGUCAGAAGGAACGCUAUAUACUUGUCAGGGUUUAUUCUUCCUAUCAAAUUGCCUUUGCCGGAAUCCAAGAGGGAGAUAUGGCGGAUCAGCUUACAGAGGAACAGAUUGCAGAGUUCAAGGAGGCUUUCUCCUUGUUUGACAAGGAUGGUGAUGGUACGAUCACGACCAAGGAGUUGGGUACCGUCAUGAGAUCUCUUGGUCAGAACCCUACAGAGGCUGAACUACAGGACAUGAUCAACGAGGUCGAUGCUGAUGGUAACGGAACGAUUGACUUCCCAGAAUUCCUUACGAUGAUGGCGAGAAAGAUGAAGGAGACUGAUAGUGAGGAGGAGAUCAGAGAAGCUUUCAGAGUCUUCGACAAGGAUGGCAACGGAUUCAUCAGUGCUGCAGAAUUACGUCACGUGAUGACGAAUCUUGGUGAGAAGUUAACAGACGAAGAGGUCGAUGAGAUGAUCAGGGAAGCCGACAUCGAUGGUGACGGACAAGUUAAUUAUGAAGAAUUUGUUACAAUGAUGACGUCACGGUAAAAUGCCCCGUCUUCUUAGUCACCUUUUUGUAAGAAAUAUUUGUUAAUAAAGAUUAUUAAUGUUGUCAUGGUAACGGUUGUGUAUAUUAGAAAACGCGAUAAAAAUAGUGAAAGUAUAUGAUAUAGAAGGUGAGUUAUGUUUUUU